AUGUCGCUCACGCAGCCCACGCCGCGUGUGGCCGCACUCAGGAGGCCCGCCUACUCUUUGCCGCCUCCUGGGGACCCAGAUUCCCAACCACCCAGUAGCAAGCGUCUCUGUCUUGAGGAGACCGGUGGUGUCUCUGAGGCGGGGUGGCGGCUGCCUUUGGUGCCCCGCUUGUCUGAGGUGGAAAAAGCCUGGGAGUUGUCGCCCAGACCCUUCAAGGCGUUCCUUGUUUCACCAAAUGCGAUUUUUGAUAACUCCACAGAUUCGUGUGUGGAGAAGUCAGUCAGUGGGGAGGAGACGCGUACUUUAGGAUGCCAAAAUUCCAAAUUCCAAAUGGAUGGCUGUUUGCAGUCUCCUCCCUCACAAAAUUUAGGUUCUGAUUUCAGGGCCCCCAGAAGGGCUUCUGAACCAGACCUUCAUGACAGAGAGGCUUUCAGCGUGCACGGCAGUGACAGAGCCAAAGCAGAAGUUAGUCAGCUUCUGCCCGACGCCUCCAUACGCGACGUACAUGCAGUUAAACUCGAUGGAAAACAACACUUAGUCCGAGGAAGAGACAAUAUUCAGAAAGACAAUAGUUAUAUAAGACAUACAGAAAAUCCAUUUUUAGAUGUUACCUUUUACAAGGAAACUAAAUCAACAUUUCAUGAACUUAAGAACAGACGUAAAGCUGACAGUGUUAUGCCAUCAAAUAAAAAAGAAAAUAACAUUUCAUCAUCUACACUAAAAAUACUAAAAUCUCAGAACCAGCCCGGCUUCGAAAUUGCCAAACCCAGCUAUUUUAGAGAUAGCAGCACAAUAAGUGUUCCUGAGUUUCCAAAGGAUUUAAAUAGCAAAAUGUCCUCUGUCUAUUUAAAGGAAAUAGCAAAGAAAAGGAAUGACAAAAACGAGGCAUAUGUUAGGGAUUUCACAAACAUUUACCGUUCCCAAAAUAGACCUGAUGUUAAGCAAAAGUUACAGGAUGAUAAAAAAAUUGUAGACACAGAAAAUAUUUUUCCUGAAUGUUAUGAAAGUAACCACCCAUCACUCAGAAGCCAAAAUACUUGUGUGAAGAAAAAAGACUUGAUCAAUUCAAAAUACUAUAACUCCAGUAGUAUCAAGUGUGAUGUAAGAGACCUUAAAAAGAAUUUCAUUAUAAUACUAGAAAAUGCAAAUUGGGAGGAAGCAGAAACCUGCUUGGACAGUUACAUACCUACCAGGUUGGAAAAAUCUCAAAGCUGGGAUUGUAACAUUAGACAUGUUUUGAGACAAAAUAGGGAAAAUUGUUGGAUUACAAAUAAUUAUAAGACUAAAUGUGAAAAUAUGAAAAAAACUGGAGAUAAAUUGAAUUGGCUACCGUUAUUAGAAAUAGACCUUUCAAGCAAGGAAGAUUACCACUGUACAAAAGUUGUGAAUGCACGUGAAGGAAAAGCAAAACCUCUCAUGAUGGAAAUGUUGGGUAGUCAAAAAGCUUUAAUAAAAAUUAUUUGGUUAAAUGAUAAAGGAGAAAAUAACAUGCUGCAGUUGAGAUAUGAUAAUACACAGAAAAACUUUCAUUUAAGCAACAGUUUUGAAAAUUUCAUCACAGAAAUUUUUUAUUUCCUUAAAAGUAUUUCAGGAAAUCAAAAAGAUAAUAAUAUUUUAACCUGGUAUAAAAUUUUGAAAUGCAAAAAGCAAAUUAGUGUUCAAAGUCUAAUAACCAGAAAUACGAAUAUCAAUAUAAACAAUGACAUUUUACGCAUAUGUUUACAAACCAGUGUUUCAGAACCUUUAAAUACCAUAUUGAAAACCAAUGUAGCUUUUUUGCUCAGUAACUUUGACUUUCUAAUGAGAAUUGAAAAUGAUUUUCAAUUAGAAGAGGAAUGCAUUUUCAAAUGGAUAGUGUAUUUGAAUUAUCCAAAAAGUAUGAUGGUGGAAAAUCAUACUGCAUAUCUAGUAAAGAUUUUAAGUCUUGAAGAAUCAAGACUAUUAGAAGAUAAUAUAAAACCUAUGCUAAAGAAAAGAAAGCUGCUUAACACUGAACAAAUUUUCAAAGAAUCCAAGGAAAAAAACAUUAAUUCCUUUAGUAUGACAACUAAAAAUGUACGUUCUCCAAUUUUUGAAACAUAUGAAAAAAAUCCUCUUUUAAUGGACUUUGAUGACAUGGAAGAAAUUACUUAUAAUAAUAUGAAUUGUUCUGAGCAAUUUAAGAAUGUGGAAAAUUUGGCUCACUGUAGUUCUAAUAUCAUUAAAACACAUGUUAAGUCUGGUCCUCAUAUUAUGUGGAACAACCAUGGAUAUUUUAAUGAAAAAAAUUGUGAAGUAAAUAUGCACAACCAAGAUUUGGAUACUGAAAGAAAUCAGGAACAUAAUAAGAUCAAUAGCUUUAAUUCUAAGUGCAUAUUUGAAGAUUUCUGCAAUGUUAGACAACAGGUCAUACCAGCAAGGGAUGACAUAAUACACAGUGAGCAGAUCAAUACAAUGACAAUAACUCAAAAGCUAAAUUUUGGGAACUUGCUAAGUGAAAUAGAGGGAAAAAAAUAUGACUUAAUUUUGAAGGAGGAAGUACAAGUCACAGCACAAAGUUUAGCAAACAGUUUCCCGGUUCCCAAAAAUAUUAAAGUAGAAAAGGAAGAGAAAGAUAGCUUUUUUCAGAUGGAUGGCAUGUUUUCUGUACAGUCAGUUUCAUUAAUGAGUAAGAAAAUAAAUGUGGAAGAAACUAAAUAUGCUAUUCAAAAUUACAUAGCUGACAGAAAUGAAUAUGAGAGUAUUUUGCAAGAAAGUGAGUUAGCUAAUUUAAAGCAUUGUCAUCUGAAGAAUGACUCUACAUUGUGUGUUAAUCAUCAGUUUGAAACUGGUUUGAGUGAAGGGAACAAUGAAUGUUUUCAGGACUUAACUGCUAAAUGUUUACCAACAGAAGCUCUGACAAUAGGAAAAGAUUUUGAGAUGAAGAGUCAGUUUGAUUUAGUACUUGAAGAACUUCACAUGUUUCAUGAAAUUAGUAAGGAAAUUGAAACUCUGAGCACCGUGGAAACAAACAAUGGACAAGGAAAGUACUUUGGAGAAAAUAAUGAUGUUGAGGCAGUAAAAACAGAGACAGAAAAAGAUUUGAAAAUGGUUGCAGUCAACAAAAUAUGUGCAUCUUCCUCAGUCUGUGAUACUACGGCAGAUCCUAACAUGCAUAAAAGACACCAAAGUUUAUUUAAAUGGAAAAUAGUUCCCAAUAAUGGAGAACAGGAAGUUCCUCAUGAGUACUGGCGUCCAAGAACAUCAGAGGAAAAAUUAGUUUAUUCUACUCCAGGAGAAGAUUGUGAAAAAACUUUACCUGAAAGAACUGCUUCUUUUCCUGAUGAAUUUAAAGAAAAGACUUCUAAUUAUUUACUGAGAGGAGGAAGUCACUUUUCAUAUGGGAUUUCAAGAAUACAACCUCUUAAGACAUGCAGUCUGCCAAUCAGGAUUGGCUUAUCAAGAAAAGCAAGGCUUAAACAACUUCAUCCUUAUCUGAAAUAA
Molecule: messenger RNA, 3462 nt
Organism: Lemur catta (Ring-tailed lemur)
Lineage: Eukaryota; Metazoa; Chordata; Mammalia; Primates; Lemuridae
Gene: RAD51AP2
Product: RAD51 associated protein 2
Exons: 3
Coding region: 1-3462 (1153 amino acids)
Source: RefSeq, a predicted model, not a curated record